Molecule: messenger RNA, 3306 nt
Organism: Chanos chanos (milkfish)
Lineage: Eukaryota; Metazoa; Chordata; Actinopteri; Gonorynchiformes; Chanidae
Product: MAP7 domain-containing protein 1
Exons: 19
Coding region: 308-2692 (794 amino acids)
Biological process (GO): microtubule cytoskeleton organization
Cellular component (GO): microtubule cytoskeleton
Source: RefSeq, a predicted model, not a curated record
CCUGGACUUGGCCCCAUACUUCUUCGGUCUUGGUUUUUCUACCUCCACUGAUGAAACAUAUUUUCCAAAAGAAGCCUGCUAGGAUUUUUUGACUUAAAGACCUUUAUUGCCCACACGCAAUAAAUUAUCAUUGGAGAGUAGGCUACUGUACGAUCAUUUCAUUCGCUGGGGUUUGUAAAUGAAUGUUUUUAUCGAUAUAGCGUACUUCGGGCGUGUUUGAACGAAAGAUCUGGGAGUUCCUUUUUUACGUGUUUUUGGUCACAUUAAUGGAAUGACUAACUCAGAGGAAGGACAACACAUCGACUAAAUGGAAAAAAUGGAGAACAAAGAUUUCGAGGGCAGCUUUGAGGAGAAACUGACACUGACAGAAAAAGCUCUCACCUCUUCUCCGGAGACAAGUCCCAGAGUGGAGAAGGAGAAUGGGGUAGAGAGUGAGCUCCUGAGAGCAGAUGACACUACAAUCACAGACUCCUCUCUGAUAACAGAUCCGCCCUCCAAAGCAGACACCCCCAGCAGAGGCGACGGAAGGUCCUCCACACCUGGAGCAGCUGCCAGCCCGCAGCCCAAAAAAGAUGCCAUGAAUUCAGAGCAAAGACAGAAACUGGCAAAACAGAGGAGAGAGGAGAGAGCCAAAAAGCUGGAACAGCGCACCCAGGAGCAAGCGGCCAAGAAGGCCCAGUGGCUUGAGAAAGAGGAGAAGGCGCGGCGUCUGAGGGACAGCCAGCUGGAGGAGCGUCGGAAGAAGCUGGAGGAGCAGAGGCUCAAGGCGGAGAAACGUCGCGCCCUCCUGGAGGAGAAACAGAGACAGAAACUAGAGAAGAACAAGGAGAGGUAUGAGUCCGCCAUCAAGAGGUCCACCAAGAAGACCUGGGCCGAGAUCCGCCAGCAGAGAUGGUCCUGGGCCGGAGGACUGAACCAGACCUCCCGCAGAGAAAGCAGAUGCUCGGCCUCCACUGUCAACCUGCCCAGACAGGUGGAACCUGUCAUUAACAACAGGCUGUCCAAGUCUUCAGCCACCCUCUGGAACUCUCCCAACAGAACCCGCAGCCUGCGCCUGAGCCCGUGGGAGAGUCGGAUCGUGGAGCGGCUGAUGACGCCUACGCUGUCCUUCCUGGCCCGGAGCCGCAGCGCAGCCACCCUCCUGAACGGCAGCGACCCCCACUCCCACUGUUCCCGCUCUGCCUCAGCCAGCCCUCUGACUGCCUGCUCCCAUCAUCAUCCUCACCAGCACAGCGCGGAACGCUGGAGAGUCUCCUCCAGCACACCCGACAUCACCCAGCGCCAGCGCAGACGCAACUCCACACCGCUGGAGAAGAAAAACAAAGAGAAGAGAGACAAGGAGAGAGCAAAUGAAAAGGAGAAGAAUGCUUUAUCAAAGGAGAAGGUGCAGAAGAAGAGGCCAUCCCAGUCCACUCCCAGAGCAAAGACAGAACUUAGCACUACAACAAAACCCAAAAACAGAACCUCGUCACCCACACCUCCGAGGAGCCGGCCCCUAUCCCCGAACCCCACUGUGUCUCCCAAGCCCCCUGCCUCUGGCCGGACCCCUCCUGGUACCAAGACUCGACCCAAGCGAGCACAAACCCCUGCCAGGGUACAGCCCCAGACGGUCACCGCAGUUGCCGUGGAAACGAAGAAAGAGCCCAGCCAGCCUGACCUUCCUAAAGAGACAAAGAUCUCUCCCAGUGUUCCUGCCAUCACCGUCUCUUCUGCUCCUGCAACGCCUCCUUCAGUGAAUCCACCAAUCACAGCCACUUCUCCUGCUGCAGCUCCGGUGGUCACGCCCUCUUUACCUCCCGAACCGGCCCUCGUGACCCCCAAACCAAUGGCUGGGACCAACGACCCAGAGGAGGCCGCUCGCGUCCUGGCUGAGAAGCGUAGACAGGCACGCGAACAGCGUGAGAGAGAGGAGCAAGAGAGAAUGGAGCAGGAGCACAGGAACAGGCUCCUGCGCGAGGAGCGCGCCGCACGGGAGGCGGAGGAGAGGAAGCGCAGGGAAGAGGAGGCGCGAGCCAUGGCGGAGCAGCAGCGUCUGCGCGACGAAGCCAAGCGUCUGGAGGAGGAGCGUGAGGCGCAGGAGAGAGCACGCGCCGAGCAGGAGGAGAACGAACGCCUCCAGAGACAGAAAGAAGAAGCAGAGGCCAAGGCCAGAGAGGAGGCAGAACGCCAGAGGUUGGAGAGAGAGAAACACUUUCAGAAAGAAGAACAGGAACGCCUGGAGAGAAAGAAGCGCCUUGAAGAGAUUAUGAAGAGAACACGGAAGAGUGAUACAGGAGAGAAGAAGGACAUCAAGUCUCCAGCUCAAGUCAAUGGCAAAGACACACGGACACAGCCUGAGAGCAAUAUGACUCCUGAAAACCAGCCCAAUCCAUCCCAAACCCUGAACAAUGGUGCCACAGAUGAGGGCCAAUCACACGCUGACACGAAAGCAAGCACCGGGGCCUGGGACUCCGCUCCAGUGAUGAAUGGUGUUCAGCCUACCAAGCACCAGAAUGGCCUUUCCUCCAAUGGGGAGGCUGCUGACUUUGAAGAGAUCAUCCAGCUGUCCAAUCACAGCGGAAACAGCAACAACGGGAAGGACCAAUCCCAGAGUGACAUUUCGGGUGAUCCGAUAUUGGCCUUUGAAGGAGGGGAGCCCUUCCUGAUGAAAGCUGGACCCAUGAAACCUCAGCAUGUUACAGAGGUACUGUGAGAGUCCUGAUCUUCUGGAGGUGGUUUCAUGCCAUCAUCAAAGAAAGAAAAACCCCAACAUUUGCAACAUAGCAACAGCUUUGACAAUUGAAGUGUGCCAAACCCAACCGACUGACUGCUUUUACUUUAGUAUUCAAUAAUAUAGAGAACUGUGUGUGGGAAGCACUUGGCUGACUGAGAGAAACCUCUGCAAGUCCAAAACGAAGAUAACAACACUCAUCUAAAAUGAAACAGCAGCAAAAACAAACAAAAAAAAAAACAAAAAAAAUCUUUCACUCCAUCGUGGUGCAACAUUGUUGAAUUUUAUUGAAACCUGUCACCUGCCGAUUUUGUGGUGCACCUUAAAAAAGGACUGAAACUAUAAUUAAUUUUAGAGAAUAUUGAACUUGGAACUACACAAUAUUUGGUUAUUGUAAUAAUUAUUCUUAUUGUUGUUGUCGAUGUUAUUCUUCUGAUAUACAUUGCUAAUGUUCUUUUAAUUGAAAAAAGUGUGUGUUUGUCUUGAAUUAUUGAGUUAUUUAACUUGAGGAGCAUAUGGAUGAUGGGGUACCUUGUAUGUAAAUGUAUAUUUGCCUGACAUUGGAGGACCUGUGGAAUAAAGCUUUAUGAAAGGGA